Molecule: messenger RNA, 1869 nt
Organism: Dioszegia hungarica
Lineage: Eukaryota; Fungi; Basidiomycota; Tremellomycetes; Tremellales; Bulleribasidiaceae
Exons: 11
Coding region: 1-1869 (622 amino acids)
Molecular function (GO): oxidoreductase activity
Source: RefSeq, a predicted model, not a curated record
AUGUCCGCUACUGCCAUGUUUGACGCCAUUGGCGGCCCCGAGGCUCUGAACGCCUCGAAGCUGUACGAUCUGAAAGGCCAGGUCGCUAUCGUCACUGGAGGAGGAACCGGACUUGGUCUUGUUACAGCCACCGCCCUCGCUGCGAACGGGGCCAAGGUGUACAUCUCUGGUCGGCGACUGGAGCCCUUGCAGGUCGCAGCGCGGGAUGUUGGCGUAGGCGAGAUCAUCCCUGUUCAAGCGGAUGUAUCGAACAAGGAGGGCAUCAAGAAGCUGAGGGAAGAAGUGAUGAAGAAGGAGAAAUGGGUCAAUAUCCUCGUGAACAACCACGGUGUCUCGCUGCCCAAGCCUGAUAUCAACGCGUGCGAGCAGACGGCUGAGGGGCUCUCGAAGCAGAUGUUCGACAACGAGGACUUUGACGUCUGGCACGAGACUCACCGGAUCAACGUCACAUCCUACCACUUCCUUACGUUCGCCUUUCUCCCCCUCCUCGCGGCAGCUACGACAGUUGGCAAGUUCCCCGAGAACGGUAACGUCGUCAACAUUGCCAGUCUCAGCGGGAUGUGCAAGACCUCGCAGCGUGGACAAUUCAACUAUAACUCUGCAAAGGCCGCAACCAUGCAAUUAUCAAAGAUGCUCUCUACGGAAUUCGCCAGGCGAAACUUGAACAUCCGAGUGAACGCUAUCUGCCCAGGGUACUUCCCAUCUGGCAUGUCAGUCAAGGAGAUCGGCACCAAGUCGCCCGAGGAAGAAGCCAAAUUCUACCGCUCGCACGAGGGCUACGGGAUCCCAUUCGGCAAAGUCGGAACAGCGAGAGACUAUGCUCAGUUGAUGUUGAUGGUCGUCUCGAAUGCGUAUAUGACGGGAUCGGAGAUCUUGAUUGAUGGCGGAUGGAUGGCUGAGGAAGCUCGACGUGCCGGAGGUCGAUUUGGAGGGAAUAGCUCUGAAGCGUAUCAGAGGCAGCUCAGUGCACCUGUACACAAGUGGAAGAAAGCGUGGAUCUCGCCAACGGGAUUGCAGCCCGAGUCAAGCUACAAAAUCUGCAAGUGGGUCCGCGUCGACACUACCGCCGAGGACGGCUCGCCUGCACCUGAUGAGGAUGAAGACAUGGAGGAAGGCGAAGAUGGGGAUGAAGGCGAGGCCGAGGCCGAGGCGGAGGGGGAGGCAGAAGGGGAAGCAGACGGGGAGGACGUCGUCGUCGACGCGGAAGCUCCGGGAGGAGGAGCAACGAUCAGCGCCGAGGGUGUGGUCACUCCAUCCACGGCAGCUGUACCCGUUCCGGCGGACGCCCCGGCACCGAGCGAGCCUGCGACGGUCCCAGCCCCGGCGGAUGUCGCAGCGGUUCCAAGCUCAGUCGGCGGGGCGGGAGCGGUGAUCUCGCUCGACUCUCCGGUCGACACGUUCGCGGCGCCUUCCAUACCGGCAGCGGCGCAAAGUGAGGCACUCCCGGCUAUUGACACUAUCUCCCCCUCCCAACCUCCUAUGCUCGAAGAUCCCACCGCUGUCGCUACGGAAACUACACCUCACGAAGCGACACUCCCCAUCAGCCAUCCCAUCCCUGCCAACGCCAUCGAAAUCCACAACACCGCACGGCACACGACCGAGAUGGGCGCGGGCGAUCUCGCAGGGGUCGGAGGCGUGGAGAUGGUACAUGGCGAGGCGGCGGCAAGUGCCGAUGUGGGCGCGGAAGGGACCGGGAUGGAAGUAGACCGGGUUCAGGCUGGCGGAGAUGAAGGCGCGGCGGAGGUGGCGGAUGCAGAGGCUGGACAGGCACCGGAGGUGGAUGAUGGUCUGGUGAUGGGUGAUAAUGAGCCGGAGAGGAAGGAAUUUGAGAUUGUGGGGGAGGACAAGCCGAGGGAGGUGAACGCUUAA